CUAUGAAAGAGUGACGUGUAAAGAAGAUAAGGAAAAUUAUCCAAAUCACUAGUAGUUUACUUCAGCCAUUAAUGAUACUGUUCACAUUUAUUCUACCCUUCAGUGUGGUUAUCGCAGGAUCCUCUGCUCUAGGUGAACACGAGGAUGGAUGUGGAAUCUAUCCACGAUGUGAACAAUAUGGUGCAGGAGUUUGGCAAAUACUGGAAGAUUGUCACAAGUAUAUAAGCUGUACAUUUGAUGCGAAUGGAAAACUGGUUCAAGAGAACUUGGAAUGUCCUGGAGACCUGGUCUAUACUGAAGAAUAUGGAAAAUGUGUAGAUUAUAAUAUGGCAUUUGAGUGCAAGUUGUUCAAGGAUACACCAUGCUUUGGGAGCUGUCCUAGACUUUAUAUUAUGUCAGAAGGUUAUGGUUUAGAGCAUCAAGAGAGAAGAUUAGGGUGCUUUAGAUUAUCAGGAAGUAUGUUUGGAUUUCUACCACAUUAUAAAAAUAUGAAUGCUCAGUAUCUAUCCCCUGAUAGUUCAUCAUCCCCUGCAUUAAUUCAUUGGCUGAUUAGCGAGAGAUUUGGAGCAAUGAACGGAGGAGUUAAGAAUGAAGAGUAUUAUCACCUUCAAUGUCCGUACACUGGCUGGAAUAGUGGCUGGCAGGUGGAUAAAAAUAUUGGAAACUGGGUGGAAGAUAACACUAUCACUAUUUCUUGUUAUCAUGGUGAUGAAGAUAUUACAACUCAUGGUCCAACAAGCUCUACAUCUGCAUCACCUUCAUCGUCAUCUAGUACUACAACAACUGUUACAACUUCUACGACAGAUUCAACUCAACCCACUCAAUCCACUCAACCAACUCAAUCCACUCAACCCACUCAACCCACUCAACCCACUCAACCCACUCAACCAACUACAACUGUUACAACUCCUACAACGGCUUCCACUACAACUCCAGAGCCAUCAGUUUGCGAAACUGAAGGUCCAAAUGCUAUCAGCAAUUGUAUUUCUGAAUUCAACUGCUGUCAUAAAGAGAGUGGAAACUGGAAGGUUACAAAAUGCACUUGUGAUUUAGAUUUUCUGUUUUCUGAGGACUUUGCUAUGUGCUCUUGGCCAGAUGCAUGCUGGAGAAAUGAACUAGAUGUUUCCGUUCGAGCAAGUCACACUUGUGAAAAUAACAGCCUUUGCUAUUAGAAGAAAUCAAAAUAUAUUUUUUUUUUAAAACCUUUAAAUAAUCAAUAUAAAUAUUAAAUACACGUAAAAGGAAAGCUUUCUUUUCCUUCCAUAGA
Molecule: messenger RNA, 1267 nt
Organism: Eurytemora carolleeae
Lineage: Eukaryota; Metazoa; Arthropoda; Copepoda; Calanoida; Temoridae
Exons: 10
Coding region: 72-1172 (366 amino acids)
Cellular component (GO): extracellular region
Molecular function (GO): chitin binding
Source: RefSeq, a predicted model, not a curated record